Messenger RNA from Impatiens glandulifera, 1550 nucleotides. RefSeq names its product S-adenosylmethionine carrier 1, chloroplastic/mitochondrial-like. Gene Ontology annotation, biological process: transmembrane transport. Gene Ontology annotation, molecular function: S-adenosyl-L-methionine transmembrane transporter activity. Bases 249 to 1232 code for a protein of 327 amino acids. The transcript is spliced from 12 exons. The record is from RefSeq and is a predicted model, not a curated record. Gene Ontology annotation, cellular component: mitochondrial inner membrane. NCBI's taxonomy places the organism in Eukaryota, Viridiplantae, Streptophyta, Magnoliopsida, Ericales, Balsaminaceae.
UCCUUCCCCAAACCUGUACGUGUUAUCACCAACCAACCACCUCUAUCUUAACGUCACUUGAGUUACACUUCAUCUCUUUCUCUCUUCGGUGUACGUUGUUUGUUGCUGCUAAGGCAAAUCGCAAUGCGUUGAGUUGCUUCACAAAAAUAUCCGUUCGUUUUUGUUAAUCUUUACAAGACUUCAAAAACUCUAGUUAGCUGUUUUUCUGUCAAAUUUACAGCACCGGAUAGCUGGACGACGCUCUUGUAAUGGGCCCUCUUACGCUAACGAUUGAUGCCAAGAAGUCUUCUCUAGUCCCCGCAGAUGUUGCUAAUGGAGAAGUGCGGAAUGUACAAUUUGGAAGAAAAAGAUUUUUUGCAUCAGUUAGCACAAGGGAUGAAAAGCCAAUUGAUUUCUUUCGAAUUUUGUUUGAAGGGGUUAUCGCAGGGGGUACAGCUGGUGUGGUUGUGGAAACAGUAUUAUAUCCAAUUGAUACAAUCAAAACCCGAUUACAGGCUGUUCAGGGUGGAGGAAAAAUAGUUCUGAAAGGUCUUUAUUCUGGUCUGGCUGGAAAUCUGGCUGGUGUUUUGCCGGCUUCUGCUAUGUUUGUUGGUGUUUAUGAACCAACUAAACAAAAGUUGUUGAAGGUCAUUCCUGAUAAUCUUAGUGCAGUUGCUCAUCUGACUGCAGGAGCUGUAGGAGGCAUUGCUGCUUCCCUUAUCCGUGUUCCAACUGAGGUUGUUAAACAACGGAUGCAGACUAGGCAAUAUGCUUCAGCUCCAGAGGCUGUUCGCCUUAUUCUUUCCAAGGAAGGCUUCAAAGGACUCUAUUCAGGGUAUGGUUCAUUUCUAUUGCGGGAUUUGCCAUUUGAUGCCAUGCAAUUUUGCAUAUAUGAGCAACUUCGUAUAGGUUAUAAGCUGGCAGCCAAGAGAGAUUUAAAUGAUCCAGAGAAUGCUAUAAUUGGUGCUUUUGCUGGUGCUGUGACUGGGGCCAUAACCACUCCUCUUGAUGUGAUUAAGACUAGAUUGAUGCUUCAGGGAUCUGCAAAACAGUAUAGUGGGAUUUUCGAUUGUGUCCAGACCAUUGUUAGAGAAGAAGGUGCUCCUGCUUUACUUAAGGGUAUAGGACCAAGAGUGCUAUGGAUAGGUAUUGGUGGUUCAAUAUUUUUUGGAGUUCUAGAGAGUGCAAAGAAAUAUCUUGCCCAAAGACGUCCUUUGGCCGCCCCAAGUUUAGAUGCUGAAAAGAAAGAGUAAGAUUGAUGGAAGAAUUCAGCUUCUAAAUCUUGGGAGAACCUGUUUCCAUCAAAUUAUUGUGUUUUUUUUUGUCCCCCUUUCUUUUCUUUUCUUGUUUAAAGCUGUAUUCAUUUAUGCCUUAAACCCUGUAUCUUUUGAAGAUGUUUGGUAGAGUAAUAUUUCUUUGACAAACUAUAAAUUCUCUUCAGUGAAAAUUGUAAUCCAAAUAGAAGAAACUUGUUUAGAAUAAUGUUUAGCCCCUUCCCCUCUCCCUCUUUCUUUCCUAAAGCAAGUUACCAAUGGAAUGGGAUCCUUUGUGGAAUGUUAUAUUGUUCAUUG